AUGAAAUUCUUCGUCACAUUAGCAUUAGUUCUCUCAUGUUCCAUUUCUAUUUUUGCACAAGAUGAAUUAAAAACUAUACGAAACGAAAACGCUGAUAAAGCGGUUGCUUUAUUUGAACAAUUUAAAACUUUCACGGUUAAUACACCAUGUCAACCAAAUGAUCAAGCUUGUAUAGACAGUUCUUUUGCUAAAUGCUUCACUACUCUUAACGAUGCAGGUGAACUAGUAAACGUUUGGAGUCUUGACAAAUGUAAUGCCGGUUUGUCUUGUGUUGUACUUCCUUUGGUCAAUUCUCGUGGAGUUUCCUUGGUUUGCGCAACUGAACAAGAACGUUUGGACCGAAUUGCUCAGGCUCGUGCCGCUUAA
Funneliformis geosporum is the source of this 366-nucleotide messenger RNA. NCBI's taxonomy places the organism in Eukaryota, Fungi, Glomeromycota, Glomeromycetes, Glomerales, Glomeraceae. The record is from the annotation of a GenBank genome assembly.